Messenger RNA from Eurytemora carolleeae, 849 nucleotides. Its product is annotated as kinase suppressor of Ras 2-like. The coding region runs from base 1 to 849 and encodes 282 amino acids. The record is from RefSeq and is a predicted model, not a curated record. Gene Ontology annotation, biological process: protein phosphorylation; Ras protein signal transduction. NCBI's taxonomy places the organism in Eukaryota, Metazoa, Arthropoda, Copepoda, Calanoida, Temoridae. Gene Ontology annotation, cellular component: cytoplasm. The transcript has a single exon. Gene Ontology annotation, molecular function: ATP binding; protein kinase activity.
AUGGUAGCCCUUAUACUAGGUGAUUUUAGUUUUAAGACAGGUGAUUUAAAGUUCCACCAUCUUCUUAAUUCUGGCAGAGGAGGUAAAAUUUUUAAGGGCAAGUGUCAAGUUUGGAGUGUCAAUAUCCAUAGCAGUAUUCCUCAAAAUGACGAUGAUGUUAGAGAAUGGCUCUCUGAUGUAGAAAAACUAACAAAUACUCGUCACGAGAAUAUAGUUUUGUAUAUGGGUGCUUGUGUGGAACCUCCCAAAUUUUCUAUAAUCACAAGUUUAAUUACCUCCAACUCCCUCUACACGAGCAUCAUGUUCCAGGGUAUUAACCUGAAGAAAACCGAACAGCUGAAUAUACUCAGACAAACUGCAAAUGCUCUCUCAUACUUACACGAUAGAAGCAUUAUUCAUGGAAAACUAUGCUCUCACAAUAUAUUUCUAGAGACAACAGUAAAGGUUUCCCUCUUGGACCACUCAUUGUCCUCUCUCAAUCUUCAGUUCUGCAGUCCUGAGAUUGUACGUAAUAUAUGUUCAGACGACAAGGCUUUAUGGGAAAAGUCUCAGCAUGGAGAUGUUUUCGCUUUCGGAUCUGUUAUGUACCAGCUCUUUACUCUGAAACUACCCCUGGAUAACCUUCCUUCCCAGACAAAAUUGUAUCAAAUAGGAAUGGGAUCUCUACCAGAACCAGAAGAUCUUCUGAUUUAUCCUGGUAUGUCCAGCAUGAUUAAAAAAUGCUGGAAUCAGGAAAUAAAAAACAGACCAACUUUUGAAGAUAUUUGUAAUCAACUUCAACCACCUGUUCUACUUAGUUUGAGUACUUGUAGUUUAGAUAGACUGAAUUUGACAUUCCCUACUCUUUAG